AUGGAAGGAAAUACGAAACAUCAAGUCGUCGACAGGGAAGUUGUCUACGAUUUCGACAAAGAAAGAGAACUCCAGAUGGUAAUGUCGUGCUGCAAAAUAAGUUUCUACUCCUUUGUUUUGACAAUUGGAGACAAAACUAGGAUGCUGGAAACUCUUCAUAUGGUAAUUCUUGCUUUCUAUGAUUUAUCACUCUUGACCACCAAACUCCAAAGCAAUUUCAAGUCAGUUUUGGAAUUCAUCAACAAAGGUUUCUAUACAUACGAAGAAGACUUAGAUGAAAGACAUUACGAAACAACGAAAAACUGCGUACGAAGAAUUCGCCUGGUAAACAAAUGGUUCAGAAUAAUAAUCGUUUCUUCUGGCUUCUCUUUCUUAUUGUUCAAUACUGCCAAGAAAUACAUCGAGAACUCGUACAAGAAGAGACCCUCUAGUAUCCCCAUCAAUCCUUACUUCCCGAUUCCUUUUUAUGUUCCGUUCGACACUAGUUCUGUUCUAACGUUCACGAUCGCCUACCUGUCCAACGUAGCCAUGAUGUACUCGGUCUGUAUGGUGGCCAUAUGCAUUGAAGAGAUAUACAUCAGUUUGCUGGAACAGUUGAAGGCACAAUUCGAGAUAUUGAACCUCUCGAUCAGUAACGUCGUGGAUAGAGCGUUGCGAAGGUACUUCCGUGGCAAGGCGGGACCAAGACAAGAUAUGGAGAGUCUAUACCAGAAGAAGGAGUUCCAAGAUUGCCUGCUCGAGUUUACCAGAGAUAUUAGGAGUUACGUAGAGAUGACGUUUUUCUUCAUAGCAGUGCUCUCAACCUUAACUCUUUCCUUGGCUGUGUUGGUCAUCACUAAGAGUAAGUUAUCCAACGAAGAGCUUUUGGGAGUAGGAACCUUCAUCAUGAUGUUGUUUACUGAACUUUUGUUUACUUUACAAUUUUGUUUAUAUGGUGAAGAAUUGUCGAAUGAGAGUGCCAGAUUUUCUUCACUCUUUGGUCCACCCCUUGGUGGUGCUUCGAUAAAAGAGUGAAAUCAGUUAUUUCUAAUAUGAUUCUGAACACAAAGGAGCCAGUAAUACUGAAAACAUCUUUUCUAAAUAUUAACUCGUCACUAGAAUCGUUCAGUAAUAUUAUUUCUAGUGCCUACCAAGUGGAAAACAUAAUGUUGAAUAUGUAAUGAAUAAUGCGAUCAAUCCGUCAUCAUAUUUUUACUAAACCCAUUUAUUUAUGUAUUUAGAUUUCAUGUAUGCUCACAUAUAACUCUAGCCAUUGCAAAUAGAAGUAUUACUGCUUAAAUAAUUUUUAUUCUUACUACCUAAA
This is a messenger RNA of Nezara viridula (southern green stink bug), 1303 nucleotides long. The record is from the annotation of a GenBank genome assembly. Lineage: Eukaryota; Metazoa; Arthropoda; Insecta; Hemiptera; Pentatomidae.